Messenger RNA from Moesziomyces aphidis, 1053 nucleotides. NCBI's taxonomy places the organism in Eukaryota, Fungi, Basidiomycota, Ustilaginomycetes, Ustilaginales, Ustilaginaceae. The record is from the annotation of a GenBank genome assembly.
AUGUCGGACGCGACAACAUCAUCAGCAGCGCCUGCUCAGGAGCACCAGGCCGACGCGGCCACGGCGCACAAUGGAUCGGGCGAGCAUGUCGACGAGACCGCGCAGCGCAGCGAGCCCAGCUCGGCGGCGGUAGCGGCAGCAGCGGCGGCUGCGCUCGAUCCAAACGCCGACCCGGCGGAGCGUGACCAUAUCGAGCGCGACGUGUCCAACAUCCUGGCGGGCCUGAAUCAGGAGCAGCUGGCGUCGAUCGUGGCGGCGGCACGCGCGUCCGAGGCGCGCAACGGCGACGCGGCGGACGGUGCCGCCUUUGGCGACGGCAUCGCGUCUGGUCUCGGUCAGGCAGCGAGCGCGCUCACCAGCAUCGCGUCCGGCCUGAAACGCAGUGCGGCCAACGACAAGGCAGACGCCAAAGACCUCGGCGACGCACCGCCGCCGCCCGGCGUCGAGUACCCCGACCAGCUUGACGGCAAGGAGCUCGAUGCCGACACGUCGGCGGCAAUCGCAGCGGUCAAGUCUGCCACCGACUCGGCUACGGCUGCAGCCAUCGCGAGCUUAGGCUCGCUCGCCGCAGCCUCGCACCUUCAGCAACCACAAGCUGGCCAAGCACAGCCGCAUACAGGCGCGGGCGAGGCGGACGAGUCGAUGGACUACGACUCUGCCGGAGGCUCAGCCUCACCCGCUCGCGGCCUCAAGCGACCGCGUGGACCCGAGCUGGAUCGCCAGCGCAAAGACAACCACAAGGAGGUCGAGCGUCGUCGCCGCAGCGCGAUCAACGACGGCAUCAUGCAGCUCUCGAUGAUCGUGCCUGGAUGCGAGGAGAAGAACACCAACAAGGGCGCCAUCAUCCACGCCGCCGCGCGCUACAUCCAGGACCUCAAACACAACGAGGCCAGCAACAUCGAAAAGUGGACGCUCGAAAAGCUGCUCAUGGAUCAAGCCAUGGGCGACCUCACCGCGCAGCUCGACGACGCACGCGCCCAGAUCGACCGCCUCAGAGCAGAACUCGACAACCGAUACUCGCAUCAAAUCCCACCAGACCACCACAAGUCGUGA